ACAUUAAAAAAAAAAGUUUCCUGGCCCAUGUCAGAAGUGAUGUGAUCUCUGAAUGUACUCAUACAACUCAUGUGUACUUUUACUUUAGUAACUGUUCCAUUGCGUUCUUGAUGCUGCUCCACCAGUUAAUGAUCUGAUUAGUGACACUAGUCUGUUAUCAGACUGGUUUGUAGCAGAGUCAGAAGGAAAGUGAUGAUCAGAUUUAGUGUCCAACCGAUAGGGAUUUUUUGGCCCGAUAACGAUAGCCGAUAUUAGAGGAGGCGCAGGAGUUUUUGAUCUGGAAUGAAAACAGGCUGAUUGUGCAUAGAUUUUGCAGCGAUAUGAUUAUGUAAUAGUACAGUCACAGUGACAGUAGGACAGACAGAUGUUUCUUAAACCAAUGUCUUUAUGACUUUUAACAUUGAACAAAGUCUUUUUAAAAUGACAAUUAACAUUUGGACUUAGAGUCUUAGAAAAGGUGCAGAUUGGCAACAAACAAAGAUUAAAUAAUGUAGCAGAACUUUCAAUAAAUAAAAAUAAAUAAACCAAUCUAAAUAAAGAUCAGUCAGUCAGUGUCUAAUACCUGAAGUCAGUGAGGGGCAGGUUGUAAUACAGGAAACAUAGCUUCUCUGCAUUGCCACCAGGUUCAUCUCUUGUCCUCAUAAAAGUUACCUACUGUGCUGAAAACCCUCUCACUGGGGACAGAUGUGGGAGGAGUAAGGAAGCGCCGGGACAAUGGGGACGAAGCAAAGUGACGGAGUUGGAGGUGAUUUACUUCAAGUUAUUUAUCUGUGACUGAGUUUGAAGCAAAAAAAGGAAGAAGCCAGUCAGAGGAAGAGGGCGGGCUUUACUUGGUGUCACUGAGAAAAGAUGAAAAAAGGUCAGACGAGUGAGAAGGACAAUGAAGGAAACGUCUCUGCAGCGUCUGCUCUUUCUGAGCUCUCUGCUGUUCAGCUCAACAAACCAAGCUCGUCUGACUGUGAGUCCCAGCUUCUCUCAGUUCUUUAAAGGAGACUUUGUGUCUCUGAGCUGUGAGGAGGACGACAGCUCUGCUGGAUGGACUCUGAGGAGAAACACCACCACAGGACAGAGGACUCAGUGUGGAGCUGACUGGGGAGAACCAGCUGGUUCUUCAUGUAACAUCAGCUACAUCCACCCAUCAGACAGUGGAGUUUACUGGUGUGAGUCCGGAGAGGGAGCAACCAGUAACAGCAUCAACCUCACUGUCCAUGGUGGACCAGUGAUCCUGCAGAGUCCUGUCCUCCCUGUGAUGGAGGGAGAUAACGUCACUCUGCUCUGUAAAACAAAGACCACUCCCUCCAUCCUCUCAGCUACUUUCUAUAAAGAUGGCUCCAACAUCAGGACUGAGUCUACAGGUCACAUGACCAUCCACCAUGUUACCAGGUCUGAUGAAGGCCUCUACAAGUGUAACAUCAUCAGUCAUGGAGAGUCUCCAUCCAGCUGGAUCACUGUCACAGAGAAACUCACCACCACCACCACACCUCCUCCUACAACAACCCCUCCUCCUACAACAACACCUCCUCCUGGUUCCUCUCCUCCUCCUGGUUCCUCUCCUCUCCUCCUUGUGUUCUUGUCUCUUUCUUCCUUCUUGUCUCUGGUUCUCCUGGUGUUUCUGGUUUUCCUGGUGAGACGACGUGUUCGUAGGAAACAUGAAGCAAACGUCACAGAAGACAUCACGUACAGUGACGUCAAGAUAUCACGAAACAAGAAACAGCCAAUCAAGCAGAGCAGAGACAGUGAUCCAGCUGCAGUCUACUCAGCAGUGAGAACAACACAAGAUGUCAGUUAUGGAGAGAUAUUCAUCAGAGACAAGAAAGACAAGUCAAAGACCAGAGACAGUGAUCCAGCUGCAGUCUAUUCAGCAGUGAGAACAACACAAGACGUCAGUUAUGGAGAAAUAUUCAUCAGAGACAAGAAAGACAAGUCAAAGACCAGAGAGAGUGAUCCACCUGCAGUCUACUCAGCAGUGAGAACAGACAACAUCACGUAUGGACAAAUAGCCAUCAGACCAAAAAAGACCAGAGAGGUUCCACCAGAGCCGGAGAUCGUCUACUCUUCACUGAAGUAGUCCACCAGUCCCACUACUUUCACACCAGACUACGUUUACUCUUAAAUAAGAUAAGAUAAUCCUUUCAUUGCUUCACUGUGGGGGAAUGUGUCUGAGAACUGUAAAGACCUUUUGGUCUCUGGUUUGAUAAAAACUUUAUUGAUUGUUAGACGUCGCUCUGAAUAACGUAGCAAGCGUCUCUAGAGAUCAGUGGACUUGUGUUUUAUUUGUUUAUUACAUGUGGUUCUGUGGGUUUCACAACAACGUCUAAUGGAAAAUAUGACACGUGCUUGUUUAGCUGUGGCUAACUGACACGCACUUCAGUGCAGAUAACAAAGAGCAAACACAAACAACUAUAUAAAGAGUCUGCGGCUGGAAACUUCACUACUUCAGUGGAGACUUUUCAUUCUUUAACACAAAUGUUCAAGCUUUGUGUGAAUCAUGUGAUGUGUUUCAGACGCUGUUUCACCAGAAUUAUCUGUGCAAAUUAAGUUUCUGACAUAAGAAGCUACAUUAACUUAUUAUUAAAUGCAAAAGAAAUAGUAAAACUGUUGAUUCAGCGUCAUUCACUUAUUUAUUUGUUAAACCACCGUCAUCAUUAUCUCAUCUCACAGGCAAAUAGAGUUCAGUGUCAUCUGCAUAUUAUGAACAGUUUCUGAUAGAGUGGACAGUACUGCUAGGGCAGGUCUGGGAGUGAGGACAGAUUUCUCUUGUCUUGCUGAGUUUGUAACGGCCUUUGUUUCUGUCAUCUGCUAAUGUUUUGAUGUAAUUUAUAGAAAUAAAUAAUCAAAUUUU
Messenger RNA from Mugil cephalus (flathead mullet), 2842 nucleotides. RefSeq names its product Fc receptor-like A. The coding region runs from base 881 to 2068 and encodes 395 amino acids. The transcript has 11 exons. Gene Ontology annotation, biological process: cell surface receptor signaling pathway. Gene Ontology annotation, molecular function: transmembrane signaling receptor activity. NCBI's taxonomy places the organism in Eukaryota, Metazoa, Chordata, Actinopteri, Mugiliformes, Mugilidae. The record is from RefSeq and is a predicted model, not a curated record.